Microplitis mediator is the source of this 2177-nucleotide messenger RNA. RefSeq names its product probable tubulin polyglutamylase TTLL2. Gene Ontology annotation, cellular component: cilium. Lineage: Eukaryota; Metazoa; Arthropoda; Insecta; Hymenoptera; Braconidae. The record is from RefSeq and is a predicted model, not a curated record. Bases 482 to 2110 code for a protein of 542 amino acids. Gene Ontology annotation, molecular function: tubulin-glutamic acid ligase activity; tubulin binding. The transcript is spliced from 9 exons. Gene Ontology annotation, biological process: microtubule cytoskeleton organization; protein polyglutamylation.
GACAUUGAUCGCGUGAAUCCGGGUAAAUAAAUAAAAGAAGGUCUGUCUUGUGAGCAUUGGGGUUGACAUCAGUAAUGCGUGUACAAGAUUGCCAGCACGAAGGUCUAAAAGUUUACAAGAACCACCAGAGCAGAGCAGCAGCAGGAGGAACGUCACUGGAACGUCAACCCCCAGCCAGCAAGCGACCCACCAGUCAGCAGUCUACUUUGCAUUGCGUUAGAGGAAACAAGUCCUCGUUCGUCCGCGGUCGUGCUCCCAAAAUCUACAAUUCAAGAUAGAGACGAUCCAUCGAUCAGUCGUUUAGUAACCUUGCGCGUUCUGGCUUGAUCGCUUGGGCACGCGAGAUUUUAUUAAAAAAUACCGACAAACAUCUCAUAAUUUUUUUUUUUUUUUGAGAUAUUUGUAUAUUUUGUGCUGUAUGGCUUAGAAUUUAAAAAAUAUUUAGAUAAAUGGGAGUCACAAUUGGACUCCACGGCGUGAAAUGAACGAUAAGUACCUCGAUGGACCUUUUGUUUUUAGAAUCAACGACAAUGGCAGUGGACCUAAUCUACUUGUACAGGUAUGUGUAGAACGCGGAUGGAGGGAGUAUACCGGGGACAACAGCACCCUGAAAGACCGGUGGAAUCUGUGGUGGAAAUCAGGGGGGUUCAGUACAACGUACUACAAAAAUUUAUUGCCGGGACAAUUCAUAAACCGAAUACCCAAGGGCAGCUCGAUAUGUAAAAAAGACAAUCUUGUACGGCAUUUAAAAUGCAUGAGACAGAUAUAUGGUAAUAUUUAUGACAUCAGUCCGGUAGGAUACAAUCUUCCAUCAGAGUACACGAAACUUGCGGCAGACUGCAGUCGCUCUGAGAAGGACGAACGGGUGUGGAUAUGCAAGCCUGUUGGACAGAGUCAAGGACGUGGUAUUUUCCUAUUUCGGAGGCUGAGUGAUUUGACGUAUGACAGUACUGCGGUUGUUCAAAGAUAUAUAGAGAGACCUCUUCUUAUUGGCGGCUACAAAUUUGACUUGAGAUUGUACGUUUGUGUCCCAUCGUUCAAACCUCUUGUGAUUUAUAUUUACAAUGAAGGUCUAGCUCGUUUUGCAACUGAAAAAUUUUCGCUUGAUAAUCUCAGCGACCCCUUUCGACAUCUUACCAAUUUCGCCCUCAAUAAACUGGGACCGGGAUACUCACAAAAGAAAGAGAGAGUCGGUGCAGGCUCGAAAUGGAGUUUCCGGCAGUUAAGGAGAUACAUGAAUCAAUCGGGCUUGCACGACUGGUUCCUUUGGCAGCGAAUCGCCUGUCUUAUAACACUUACAAUUAUUAGUCAAACUGCUGGCAUUCCCGAGACUUCCAACUGUUUUGAAUUUUUUGGUUUUGACGUUUUGAUUGACGCGGAUCUCAAGCCCUGGCUUUUAGAGGUAAAUAUAAGUCCAGCACUUGGAAAUGAUUGCGAAGUGGACUUUGAAGUUAAAAAACCGCUUCUCCAUGAUCUAUUUGAUUUGUUGGGACUGCCGGUAUGUAACACCGGUCUUUCACUUUUCAAAAUUUGGUCAACAACGCCUAAUAAUAAGAGUAUCGAUAAUGAUUAUUGUGCUUCCAAGUAUUAUAAGCCACGAUGUUCAGCAAAGCAAUCAUGUAAAUUAAAUUCAAACAAUGCCGUUACCUUUGUAAACAUUUGUUCAAAUAACCGAGAUGUGUUCCGAAAUUCAGCGAGCGCGGAUGAAAAUUAUGGUAACUCGCGCUACAAUUUUUUGUGCCUUGAAAAAAAUAUUCGUCAACGAUUAAAUUCAGCUCAAAAAUUAAAUAACAAUAAUUCUGGUACACUGGUCUGGGACAAUGGACGAGAUUGGAGCAAUCCCAAGAUCCGAGAAGGCGGAUGGAUUCGUACAUAUCCUUUUACAAACUGUAAAUUACUGGAGAAUGUUGAAUUUCAACAUCCAGUCAGUACAAAAGAAACCAAGACUACCGAACGAGAAAUUAAAAAUAAUGUUUUAUCUAUUCAAAGAUUUAUUAAAGUUGCUAAAGAUGUUCAUCGAGACUUUGGUAAGUAUGGAGACGAAAGAUGCAAUCAGCUUUUACGUCAAGAAUUGGAGUUGAGCUCGGAAAUUUGGCUUCCCAAUAAAUAAUUACAAGAUUUAUCAUACUGCCAUUUACUAUCCUCUUUUUUUGUAUUAUCUAAAUAUAUUCGUUGUU